Molecule: messenger RNA, 2311 nt
Organism: Schistosoma spindalis
Lineage: Eukaryota; Metazoa; Platyhelminthes; Trematoda; Strigeidida; Schistosomatidae
Source: the annotation of a GenBank genome assembly
AUUCUGUCAGUCUAGUCAUUCUAUUUUCAGUCAUCGACUUCGGUUUCUCACUAUAUCUGACGUCUGAGACCAGUGUGUUGUAUUGUCACUGGGUUUUUUGAUUGAAAAGCUGUGCCACAUUCACAUUUGUCCUACUACGUAUGAGCCUGCUCUAUGAAGUAUGAAAAAACAAAGCAUUCGAAAUUACAAUAAAUUGUAUGACAGUGCGAAAUUGUUAUUUGCUUGCUUAUGAUCAUAUCAGCGGUUCAGGAUAGUAUUUAUUUUCCAACACUUGUCGAAUUUUAAAAGGACACUUCAAAAUAAAAGUAACUUGGUCAAAAGAAAUGAUGGCGUUACGGCGUCUAACAACUAAUGUGUUGCGUUUAAGACCGUUUACUUUAUGCUCAAGUGGAACUAGAUUCUUUUCUGCUAACUAUCAACUAUCAGGAUUGUCUGCAUCCUCUAUUUUGUGCCCAGUAAAAUCACAAUCUUAUAAUUUCGUAUACAAUGCCGCUUCCGCAUUAGGACUAUACGUUCCAUGCCGUUACAGCACUAUAUUCAGCGACUAUCCUAGUGAAAUGUUAUGGGAAGGUGUGACUGGGCCGAAAGGAGGCUCAAAAAAACGUGCAAGAGGAAAACGCAGAGUUACAAGACAAAAAAUAAAUCUUCAUGUGGGACAGAAAUUAGGUUUCGGCAAAGCCUCCAUACAGUGGCCUGGUCUUAAUACCCCUGCAUCUUCAACUAUCAAGAAAGGUGACUACAAUCAAGAGUAUUUUGAAAGGUUAGAAAAGCUUCGUAAUAAAUCUGCCGUGAAAAAGAAACGCAUGAAAUUAACUCCCUUACAACGUGGUUGGACAGGGAAGCUAUUGGGAGGACAAUCUGUUGGUCCACCUACACCGAAUAACCCAGACUUUGAUUGUUUUGUUAUCGAGUCAAAAGUUGUCGCAACAGUGACUGCAACAAAAGGACGUUAUCGUCGAUUUUCAGUUGUUGUUGCAACUGGUAAUGGACAAGGCUUAUGUGGUAUCGGUAAAGCAAAAGCUUUAAAUAUAUUAUCUGCAACUCGACGUGCUAAAUUACGUGCUUCACAAAAUAUUGUAUCAUUUGAACUGAAAGAAGGAAGAACAUUAUGGCAUGUUGGACAUGUUUGUCAGUGGAACAGUAAAAUCUUUGCAGCUCCUCUAUCAGAAGGUGCUGGUCUAAAAUGUCAUCGUAUGAUUAAAACAUUAUGUCAAGUUAUUGGAAUUAAAGAUAUGUAUGCUAAAGUUGAAGGUAGUACAAAUAAUUAUCAAGCAAUAGCCAAAGGUUUUUUACGUUUAUUAAAACAACAAAAAACGUAUGAAGAUUUAGCUAACAGUUUAGGACUUCAUGUUGUAGAAUUUGCUGCUGAUCGUGAUAUGUAUCCGCAUGUAUUGGCAUCUCCUGCAUGCGGUCAUACAUAUGAUUUUAACAAGAAUAAUGUCAAUGAAUCUGGUGAUUCUUCUGUUGCGAUCCACUCAAAAUCUCAUGAAUUACCUCAAAAACUUCCACUGUUGGUUCCACAGAAUCUAACACAUCAUAAACCGCGUAAACCCAUACCUGAAGAACACGACAAUUUCUUAGAUGAUUUAAUCGGUGUUGAUGAAGACACAACAACAGAAACUAAUAUUUCGGAAUUAUUAGCAGCAGGUGAACGUGAUUUAGAUACUCUUAUGUUGGGAGGACGUGUCCCACUAAAAAAGAGCUCAUCUCACUCUGUACGAAUUACCAACCCCAUGGUUAUUAAGCGAAAAGCAGAACGUCAUCGUUAUCGUAACCAGCAAGUUGUCAGACGUGAGAGAAACGCUCACAUAGCAUUGUCUGUAAAUUCAGUUUAACUAUAAAACCUUGUAUAUAUAUUUCUAGCAUAAAGUUCUGAUGGGUAUUUUGCUUCAUAUUUUGAUUGUAUUCUGUGUAUUUACCGAACCUUCUAAGGGAUAAACUUCAGUCAAAAAUAAUAUUAAAGAUAUUGACGACUUAAAAUGAUAGCAUUACGAAGACAUCUCUACUUACAUAAUUUAUAGUUUAAAAAACUAACUCUAAUUUCUCAGUCUUCUACUGUUCCAAUUUGAUAAAUAUUGUGACGUUUAGCACCUUGAUAGAAGUAUGACUCAUCUUUGUUUGAAUAUAUCAUAUUAAUGACGAUACCUAUCGUCAAAUCAACGUGAAUUCAAUACUUUGAUGCUUGAUUUCUGUAAUCUUUAUAACCUUUAUGACUCUCAAGUAAUUUCGAUGAAUUUCAAAUCCAUCUCAUUUUAUGUAUUGAGUUGCAUUUUGCUAGAUAAAUAUUAGAUAUUUCAUAGUUUGAAUCAAA